Pantherophis guttatus is the source of this 3024-nucleotide messenger RNA. It is a transcript of the gene CATSPER1, whose product is annotated as cation channel sperm associated 1. Gene Ontology annotation, biological process: transmembrane transport; flagellated sperm motility; regulation of cilium beat frequency involved in ciliary motility. Gene Ontology annotation, molecular function: calcium-activated cation channel activity; calcium ion binding; voltage-gated calcium channel activity. The record is from RefSeq and is a predicted model, not a curated record. Gene Ontology annotation, cellular component: membrane; CatSper complex. Lineage: Eukaryota; Metazoa; Chordata; Lepidosauria; Squamata; Colubridae.
CACGCACGCAUGCACGAUGGAGCUGGGCUGGGGCGAUGGCUGAUGUUGUGACCCCGGCCCCGGAGGCUGAUUUAUCUUCGCAUGCUGAGUCGGAGGAUGAUAUGGAGGAGGAGGAAGCUGUCACGAGCUAUGCGCCGGAGGGGCCGUCUUCACUGGUGAGUCAGCAAGAACUGACAGUUGAUGACGUGCCUCUGAACCCCAGCCAAAUUGAGGAGGAAACAGAGGCCGGUAACGAGGAGGGGGAGCCCUUAUUUGGAUGCAAGAGAGAGACGUAGGAGACGUCGUAGAGAACAGCCAUUGCCACGUCCCAAGAGGUGUGAUCAGGAGAUGUAGGGCCACACCCUACAAAGUAUAAAAGGUGUGUAACUAGGCUGGAAAGGCGUGGUGAACAAUUUGUUGGCGUUUUAGAUGUAGUGGAUUUACAACUGUUAGUCUGGAGUUUUUUGACAAGAGUCUGCAUUCCUGCAUUAGCCUGCUGGCCGUCUGCCAAGACCUUUGGAACAUUGCCCGGUAACUAUUGGACUGAUAAACGCUUUGGAAGAGAACUAUUUAUUAAAGGGCCAGCUUCAGUUUAUCUAGUCUGCGUUUGUUACUGCCGGGCUAUUUGAGCCUCUGCAAGGCCACUCGUGAGAGGGGACAGAACAGCUGGCAUGCCCACAGAAAGGGCUCUACGGGCCAUCUGUGGCACACAUGCAUAAGUUCACUAUCACGGGUGUCGGGUCUGCUUGGGCGGGGGGGGGUUGGACUAGAUGACCUACAAGGUCCCCUCCAACUCUGUUCAUCUGUUCCUUGCAAACGUUUUGUUUCAGUUAGAACUGAAAUCGUUUGCUGAUGUUAGAACUGAAGAAGCUUCUUGGAUGACAAGCGAAAUGUUUGCCGAGGUGGGGGAAAAAAAACCCCAACUGUGUUUUGGGAAAAGCACCUUUGAGUCGAUGGCUGCCACUUUCUUCUUGAUCUCCUAUUAUGACGUCACAAAAGAAUGCCUUGGUCUUCUGGAUGGAACCCCCGGCGUCUCUUCUCUUCCGAGGGAGCCCCCCCCCAUCCCUCCCCACUUGCAACCAAGCGGAAGGAAGGAUUUGCCGAAAGGUCUGCAUAUCAGAGAGGUUUAAAAAGUAGCAAACGGCACCAUGGAUUACCUUAUGGUGCCAACCUCGGCUUCCCCGAUAGAGAAACAGGACCAGGACGUAAUAACUCAAGGAAAGAAAGAGCCUGCAACGACUCCAGGCCCUGGCACCCCGGUGGACAUCAAGCCGGAGCCCUUCGUCCUCUUGCCAGCUGAACCAACCAGGACUAAACUCUCCCAGAAAUCGAGCAAGAUCCACAAAAGCCGGCGAGGGAGCAAAACUAUUCAACACACCCCAAAAAUUAAACAGAUGGGAAAGUCUUCCCAUCAUCAUCAUCACCACCACCAUCACCACCACUACCGGCGCAUAACGCUCAAAGAAAUCCUGACUCACUCCUGGCAAAAGAUCUACCCGUGCCUUGUUUAUCUGCGGAAGACCAUCUUCGAACUGACCCAGUCCUUCUUGUUUGACUUCUUAAUCUGUAGUGUGGUGGCCAUCAACACAACCUUGCUGGUGAUACAGACGUUCGCCGUGGUCGAGAUUCGGGGAGAAUGGCUCUUCUCGGCCCUGGAUCCGAUUUUCCUUUGUGUCUACGUGGUGGAGGCCAUUCUCAAAUUUAUUGCAUUAGACUGUAACUAUUUCCGUGACCCCUGGAAUGACAUUGAUUUCUUCAUCAUGUUCAUGGCGGUCUUGGAAUUCAUCCUCGCCCUGUACUUCACCGCUGGGCAGGGAAACCGAGGCAACACACUUACCCUCUUUCGAGUCCUCAAAAUCGUCAAGGGGAUUCGCGCCAUCCGAGCCAUCCGCUUCCUCCUCACUCUCCGGGUGACAGAGAAUCUGCAAGAAAUCACAGGCACUUUUAUACUUUCCUUCCAGUCCAUCGGAGCUAUUAUUCUUCUCAUGUUCUCUUUCUUAUUUAUGUCUUCCGUGGUGCUGUGUGACAUGUUCCACGAAGCGGAUCAGAAACAUUUUGGGGACCUUUUCAAAACCAUCUUCACCCUUUUCCAGCUUUUCACUUUGGACGACUGGUCGAUCAUUUAUCUCACGUGCCACGCUGCAGGUGCUUGGUACAUAAUUAUUUUUCUCAUCAUCUAUAUCCUUUUGGAGUAUUUUUUGCUUCUCAACCUGGUGAUUGCAGUUCUGGUGGACAAUUUCCAGAUGUCCCUCCUCAAACGCCAAGAGAAGAAGAAACUGAAGCAAAAAAUUAUCCAUCUGAAGGAUAGCAUCACAGAAGAUAAUCCAGUCAAACAUGCAGAGAAAACCAAGUUGAAAGAACAGGAAGAAGAAAGCCUCUUUAGGAAGACGGUGAUGGAAAAAUAUGCUAGCCUUGAGCUGACGGACAAAGAAUGGCAGCUUCUGUACAAUUACUUCCAGAUAAUGACAGCUAUUGAGAACAGUCAACAGCAGUUCCAGUCACAAGCUUCUACCACUGACAAAAUCUUGGACACGUUUUUCGAGACAUCCGAAGAGGACUACUUUCCUAAAUGAAACAGAGAAAUUCACGAUUCCCUAGUUGGAUUUUUUUUUUUAAUGCUACCAGCAACUGCUGCGGUUAAAAAGUUGGCAUAGCGGCUUAUUUUGAAGACCUGAUGUUAUGCUACAGCACCGUGUUAACGGAAUCAGGUUGUGAUUCUUAGCAUAUAAGCAGUUUAAACCUAAUUGUCUUGCCAGGUGGGGAUAGAUAGCAGCCCCCAAAUUCAGAGUUUCAGAGAUUACAGCUCCUUUGGUUUCAGAAGGUCAGGCCACAACUUUAUUUUAAUAUUUUCUAUAUUUCUGCCAGAGAGCAAUUUUUCCACCUUUAAAUUUAAAUUUUAAAAAACGAUCUUCAAAGCAAAAGGUUUUAAAUCAAGCAAACAUGGAAUGAAUCUAAACAUUUUUCUGCAUACAAAUUGUAGAUGUGUCACUGAUUUAUGGAACCCCUUCAAGGGUGAAAAUAAUAAAAAGAGUUCAUUACAAAGCC